AUCAAUCCUCUGUUUACCUCUUCUCUUUUCUAUUACUUUACUCUAGGAAAAACAAAAGUUCAUAAUGUCUUCCGUCUCUCUCUCCUCUCAGAGCCCCCCACCUUUCUUUCUUUCUUUCUUUCUUUAAGGAACAGGCCCAAUCUUCAAUCUUUCUGAAACUCAUCUCAUACCUCUCUCUCUCUCUCUCUCUCUCUCUCUCUCUCCCCCAAAGCAAUGAGGUCCAAAACUCAAUCUCCCAUUCACAUCAAGCUCAUCCUCAUUUGUUUCUUCUUCCUCCUCCUCUCUCUUCUCAUCAUCUGGUCCAAUUUCACAUCUUCUCACACAAAUUCAUCGCCCAAACCAGAAACCUACCUGGCCAACUCUACAAGCUUGCCUCCUGAUGAGCAAGAACAAUCUUCCUCUUCCUCUUCUUCUUCUUCUUCUUCUUCUUCUUCUUCUUCUUCGUCCUCUUCCUGUCCAUCUCUUCCCUUAAACCCAACAUGCAACAAAACCCCACCUUCCUUGGCCAAUGCUCUCGUCCACUAUGCAACAACAAACAUCACUCCUCAACAAACCUUGAAAGAAAUCUCUGUAACGUUAAGAGUUUUGGAGAAAAAAUCACCAUGCAACUUCUUAGUGUUUGGCCUCGGCCAUGACAGCUUGAUGUGGACAUCUCUGAACCAUGGUGGUCGCACAGUUUUCCUUGAAGAAGACAAGUCCUGGAUAGAGAAGAUCAAGAAGAAAAUACCCAGUUUAGAAUCUUACCAUGUGAGCUACGACACCAAAGUACAUCAAGCAGAUGGGCUGAUGGAGGCUGGAAUGGGAGAAGAAUGCAAAGUGGUGAGUGAUCCAAGAUUCUCCAAAUGUCAACUUGCUCUCAAGGGGUUCCCUAGUGAUGUUUAUGAUAUAGAAUGGGACUUGAUCAUGGUGGAUGCACCAACUGGGUAUCACGAUGAGGCGCCGGGGAGGAUGACGGCGAUUUACACGGCGGGGUUGAUGGCGAGGAAUAGAGAGAGUGGAGAGAUUGACGUGUUUGUUCAUGAUGUGGAUAGAGUGGUAGAAGAUAAGUUUUCUAAAGCGUUUCUUUGUGAAGGUUAUAUGAGGGAGCAAGAAUGGAGGCUAAGGCACUUCACUAUUCCUAGCCAUAGGACUCGUUCGGGCAGACCCUUUUGUCCUUAGAGUUAUAGUAGAGAGUGUCAUACCCAAAAGAAGAAACUGCACUAUCUAUUAGGCACAAUCCGGGGUAAUGGUACCCCUGCAAUUCCCAUCGCAACAGAUCCAUAACCUCACUUAUCGGAGCUUCUAAUAUCUGCAGCUCAGGAGAACUGGUGACAAUUAGAUUUACUAGCUUAUCAGCCACCUGAUUGGCUUCUCUGUAAUAUUGUGUAAUUCGAACCUCCCAAGACCAAUGACAUAGGUCUCUGAACUGAGACAACAAGUCUAAGAAAACUGUAUUGGAGGCAACCCCAGCACCCUGCAGCAAGUCAAUA
This is a messenger RNA of Manihot esculenta (cassava), 1469 nucleotides long. Its product is annotated as glucuronoxylan 4-O-methyltransferase 1. Bases 214 to 1158 code for a protein of 314 amino acids. The record is from RefSeq and is a predicted model, not a curated record. Gene Ontology annotation, biological process: xylan biosynthetic process. The transcript is spliced from 2 exons. NCBI's taxonomy places the organism in Eukaryota, Viridiplantae, Streptophyta, Magnoliopsida, Malpighiales, Euphorbiaceae. Gene Ontology annotation, molecular function: glucuronoxylan 4-O-methyltransferase activity.